Messenger RNA from Psylliodes chrysocephalus, 608 nucleotides. NCBI's taxonomy places the organism in Eukaryota, Metazoa, Arthropoda, Insecta, Coleoptera, Chrysomelidae. The record is from the annotation of a GenBank genome assembly.
UCCAGCCAGCCAUUCAUUGCCAAAUAGUAAUAAAGCAAAUCCAUUCUAAAAAUAAUCCAAAAUUUCGGUAUACAUACACACAGAUACACCAAUAUGAGCUAAUAUUUAAUAGUCGAGUUCGUGGUGGCUAACAUGAAGGCCGAUCCGGAAUUGAUGUUCGAAUGUUUGAUGUACAUCAACGCCCACUAUUUUCCCGUAAUCGCGCUUAGUGAAAUUGCGAUGUUAGUUGCUAAAUAUUUGAGCGAUAAAAAGGACACCCCGAAUUUGGAUCAAGAUGCAGCCGUUUGUUUGACCAGACAUGUUGCCGAGCUGAUGAAACUCGUCAUAUUUCAAAUAUUUAAGUAUUCCAGUCGAAAAUUAGUGACAUUAUUUGCGAUAUUGUUAACCCUUCUGACAGUCGCCACCGUUUACUACAAUAUGUUUCUGCAACAUCCAAUUUUAAGGUUGGAAAUUGUACUUUGCUGUGUAACCAGCCUCUUAAUGGCCACCGAGAUGCUGUUUGGACUAUGGUUUUUGAUGCCGUGUUAUAAAAAAGUUGAAUAUUUUUGAAUAAAUUCCUAUUUCUAAAUGUAUUUAUUUUAAUUUCUCAAGUAUGCGGUAUAUGUUUC